AGUGGCGACAUGGAGUCCCGAGACCACUGGCCAUACACAAGGACAACACACCGGAACAGACUGCCUCCCCAAGACCUCCCCCUCCCCCUGAUGGAGAAGACCACCUUUGAGAUGGAGAGGGAAGACGAUGACAGCGAUGGGGAGUCAACGAUGGACUUGGGCUCUGGCUCCCAGGAUGCUGAGUCCUAUCAGGAUGUCGUGGACUUCACUGAAGACAGGAGGCCUCAGAACCCGAUUCAGGACAAUAUGGAGAACUACAGGAAGCUGCUCUCCCUGGGGGUCCAGCUGGCAGAGGACGACGGACACUCCCACUUGACCCAGGGCCAGACAUCAAGGUCCAGGAGAAGCCCUUACCCAAGCACCAGUCGAGGUCUGAAACCCAUGCCUGAAGCCAGGACAUCAAGCUACCGGCGGGGGAUAUGUGAGGACGAAUCCUCCCACGGGGUGUUCAUGGAGAAGUUCAUCAAGGCCGUCUCCCGCAGCGCCAAGUCGGGAAGAGCUCGGGAACCUAACGACUGGCCCCCCAGGGUCCCCAGGGUCCCCAGGAUGCCUGACGAUGACUGGAGAGAGGUCUCCUUCAGCAAGAGGGAACCGGUAAUUCAGGAGUGGGGCUGUGAGGGGUGUGUGUUUGCGGGGGGCCUCAGCUCUAAUUCCAGCCUGGUGUCUAGAAAGCGAAUUCGUGAAAGAAAAAGGCGCUGUCAGCUGGACGUGGACGGGAAGGGCUUGGUUCGCGGUCAGAAAGGCUAUGGGAAAAAGAAAGCCUUUGAAUGUAGCCAGGCCAGGAAAGGUGAGCACCUGGGCAGCCUCAGCUUGCUGUCCCUCACCGAGUCGCCGCUGGCUGACUUGGGGCCCAUGCCUUAUGUGUGUGAUGAGUGCGGGCGGCUUUUCAGUGUGGUUUCUGAGUUUGUCGAGCACCAGAUCAUGCACACGAGGGAGGAGCUCUAUGAGUAUGGCAAGUUAUUCUUCCAUAGCGUGCCUCUUAGCAAGUUUCUGAAAAGUCAGGCCCAAGGGAAGCGCUCUGAAGGUCAGGAGUACGGGAAGGCCUUUCCUAGGAGUGCUGCCUUUACUGAGCACCAGAAAAUCCAUGGGAGAGAGUGUCUCCCAGCAAGUCAGGGUCAGGAGAAUGAGGAAGCCGUCAUGCCCAGCCCAAGCCUUAAUCAGCUCCAGAAAAUGUCUGACAAAGAGAGAUUCUGUGAAUGCAGGAUGUGUAAGGAGACCUUCCUCCCUAGCUCUGCCCUGGUUGACCACCAGAAAACCCACGGGAGAGAGGACCUUGAUGACUCAGAUAAUGAAUGUGGGGAGGCCUCUAAGCCCAGCCUGUCCCAGAAAACGUACAGUAAAGAGAAAGCAAGUGGAUGGCAGGUGUGCGCGGACACCUUCCUGCAUAACCUCGCCCUGAGAGGGCACCAGAAAGCCCAUGCUAGAGGUGACCUAUUAAAAAACCAGACUAGAGUGUGUGAGGAGACGUUCAUUCUUGUCCAGCCCCUUAAAAGGCAUCAGAAAGCUCCCACUAAAGAGAAGCUCUAUGACUUGAAAGAUGGCGGGGAUGCCUCUGUCCAGAGUUCAGGAUUCAGCGAGCACCCGAAACUCCACUCUCGAAAGAACCGCUAUGAAGGCAGGGGAUAUGAGAAAUCUGUCUUUCCUAGCAUGCCCUUCCCUGAGUCCCAGAAAAGCCACAUCAUAACAAGACCACCUGACCAUGAGGAGCAGGAGGAGAGAGCAUUUCCCAUUAGCGCCAGCCCCAAGGAGCAGCAGAGAUUCCCCACUCAGGAGCUUGUCUGUGAAGGGAGGCAGUGUGACAGGUCCGUUAUUCACAGAUUGGCCUUUACUGACCCCCAGAAAAGCCACAGCGCUGCAGAGCUCAGUCAGCUGAAGGCGAUGGCGGAGUCCAUCGCAGUCCGGAGCGCGAACGCCAUUGCGUACCAGAGAGCCCGUGCUGGAGAGAGCGCCUGGGAAGGGCAGGUGUGUGGGAGAUCUGUCAUCCAGAGCGUGGCCGCUGCCGAGUCCCUGCCACGUCACACUGGAAGCGAGAAGGGCGAGUCUUCUCUGGGUGUCUCAGACCCUAAUGUACAGUCGAAGGUGGACAUCAGAGAGAGCUUUUUUGAUGAGGCUAAGUAUAUGAAAUACACUGUCAUACAGAGUGUGCCCCGUGCUGGAGAGGUGCCCAGUGAGUGGAAGAAGGAGGGUGAACCCUCCGCCCCCCGGUCCCAGGUGCGUGAGUAUCAGAAAGCCCGGGAGAAAAAGAAGUACGUUGAGUGCAGGGACUUUGAGACUUCUGUGAUGCGGUCCCUCCCCUUUGGCGAGCGCUUGUAUGAAUGCUGGGAGUGCGGAGAGUCCUUUGUGCACAGUGCCGACCUCAGUGAGCACCAGAAGGUUCAUGACCGAGAGAAGCCCUCUGGAAGCAAGGCGUACCAAAGGUCCGUCAUCCGCAGCCUUGCCCUGGUGGACCCCCAGACCAGCUCCGCCCAAGAGCGUGCGCACCAGGAGUGUAAGGAGUGUGGGAAGUGCUUUGCCACUAGCGAAGCCCUCAGCCGCCACCAGAGAAUCUUCGGCCGGGAGAGGUUCCACGGCAGGAUGACCUUUGGAAACUCCGUCAUUCAGAGCAUUGGUUUUGAAGAGCCUCGGCAGGACAAGUCGAAGGAGAAGUUGGACACCAUCUAUGAAUGCAAGGACUGUGGGCUGGGCUUUGCCAACUUGACCGAGUUUGAAGAUCAUCGGAGAGUUCAUGGUCGGCAGUAUCUCUCGGACGCCCGUGUGUGCGGGUCUUCAGUAAUCCAGACCUGUUCCUUUAGUGACACCCAGAGAAACACCGAUGGUGACCAGCUCUUUGAGUGCCCGCAGUGUGGGGAAUCCUUCAUUAGUAACACCUUCUUUUUUGAGCAUCAAAAGAUGCAUGAGAGGGAGCCAUUGUUUGUGGGCAGGCAGUAUAGUGAGGCCCCCGCGCGCCCCCGCCUGCCACUCCCCCGACCCAAGAGGAGGCGCGCCUCCAGGAAGAGUCCUCCCGAGUGGAAAACCAUCCGGUGCCAGGUGUGCGGGCAGGACUUCGUCCACAGCUCGGUCCUCCAGGAGCACAUGAAAACCCACACUGGAGAGGAGGAGCUGGAACGGGCCAGGAGGGGUGAGGACACGGUCGUCCCAGGCCUGGCGCUCACCGAGUUCCAGAGGAGUCAAACGGAAGAAAAAAACUACGACUGUAAAACCUGUGGGGAGUCCUUUCUCAACCACUCCGACCUGAGGGAUCACAUGAGGGUCCAUGAACGCGACCAGCCCUUCCGGUACGGGACGACCUUUGUCCACACCUCAUUUCCUUUUGAGCUUCCCAGCUCAGACUCGCCGUUCUACGAAUGCAAGGACUGUGGGAAGUCCUUUAUUCACAGCACGAUCCUGGUCAAACACCAGCAGCUCCACCUGGAAGCAGCAGCCCAGGCGCUGGAGGCCAAUCUGCUCGUCCCACAGGAAGUGCUGCGCAUUCAGGGACCCGAGGUGGAGGCUGCCGAGCCGGAAGUGGAGACUGCCGAGCCGGAAGUGGGGGCCGCCGUGCCCAACUUGGAGGCCGCCGAGCCCAACGGGGAGGCCGCUGGUCCAGACGGGGCUGCCGAACAGCUAGAUGGGGAGGCCGAACUGUCCGACGGCGAUGGAGAUGAACCUGAUGGUGUGGGAAUCGAAGACCCAGAAGAGCGCGCUGAGGAGCUCGAAGGAGACGCCGACGAGCCGGAUGGUGCGGGGCUGGAAGACCCCGAAGAGGAGGACGAAGACCAGGAGAUCCAGGUUGAAGAGCCGUACUAUGACUGCCAAGAAUGUGCCAUAACCUUCGCUUCAAACUCGGCCUACGGGGAGCACCUGAAAGCCCAUGCCCGAGUGAUCCUAUACGAGCCGGCCAGUGUCUACGGUGAGAGCUCCCGCUACACCGCGCACGCCAGCACCAGCGCCGGUGCCAACGACGGGGCCGACGGGAAGUACUUCAGAUGUGACGUUUGUGGGCUGCUCUUCAGCGACCUCCUGUCCCUGGCCAGACACCAGAACUCCCACACCGGCUGA
Molecule: messenger RNA, 4038 nt
Organism: Chrysochloris asiatica (Cape golden mole)
Lineage: Eukaryota; Metazoa; Chordata; Mammalia; Afrosoricida; Chrysochloridae
Product: paternally-expressed gene 3 protein-like
Exons: 5
Coding region: 10-4038 (1342 amino acids)
Biological process (GO): negative regulation of transcription by RNA polymerase II
Molecular function (GO): DNA-binding transcription repressor activity, RNA polymerase II-specific
Source: RefSeq, a predicted model, not a curated record